UUUGUAAAAAAACCAACUACCCCAAAAUCUCAGUCCCUUUUCAGCUACCUCGCCACUGUCCCUCUCAUAAACCCUACUAACCUCCACCUCAACCCCUAUGUCUCUCAUCUCCCGCCUCCGCCAAUCCUUCCUCCUCCUCCACACGCGCCGCCUCUCCUCCACCACCACCGAACCCUCCUCCAGAGACAAAAUCCGCUCCCUCAUCGCCCAUCUCAAAACCGAAAAAGACCCCCACAAAAUCGUCUCCCUCUGCCAAUCCGCCUGCCUCACCCCCGACUCCAACCUCCACCGCAUCGCCCUCACGCGCGCCGUCACCUCCCUCCGCGACUCCCCCACCCAAGCCUCAUCCCCCAAUUCCUCGACCACUUCCUCCUCUCCCGCCCCGACCUCCAAACGCACCGUAUCGCCUCCCACGUCAUCCUCCUCUACGGCCGGGCCCGCAUGCCCGACCACGCCGUCCGCACCUUCGAGCUUUGCCAUGAACUCGGUAUCCCCCAGGACGUGAAGCUCCUCAAUGCCCUGUUAUUAUCUUGCGUUUUCGCCGAGGAUUACAAAGAGGUCACUCGGAUUUACCGCGACUUUCCGAAGAUUUAUGGGAUCGAGCCAAAUCUGGACACUUACAAUUGCGCACUCAAAUCCCUUUCGGAAUCCGGUUCCACCAGCUCUGCCUACUCUGUCUUGGCGGAGAUGGAGAGGAGGCGGAUCAAGCCGGAUGGGAACACGUUCGGGCACUUGCUUUCGGGGUUUUACAGCGAGGAGAGGUUUGAGGAUGUGGGAAAUGUGAUCAAUUUGAUGGAGAAGCAUGGGUUCCAACCGGGGCUUGAUACCUACAACGUUAGGAUUCGGAGUCUUUGUAAGUUGAAGAAGUCGAUGGAGGCAGAGGCGUUGUUGGAUGGGAUGUUGGGGAGGGGUAUCAAGCCGAAUGCGGUCACGUUUUGCCAUUUGAUUCUCGGGUUUUGCAAGGAGGGGAAUUUGGAGAAAGGGAAGAAGAUGUUUGAGAAGAUGGUGGAGAGGGGGUUUGAGCCGGAUUGCAACUGCUAUUAUACUCUGGUGUACUACUUGUGCACAGGAGGGGAUUUCGAGAGUGCGUUGAGGUUUGCUAAGGAGAGCAUUGAGAAGAAUUGGGUGCCGAAUUUUGCUACGAUGAGGUUGCUUGUGGAUGGACUUGUGAGCAUUGGGAAGGUGGCUGAGGCUCGCCAGCUUAUCGGCCAGAUGAAGGAGAAGUUCACUGUGAAUCAACAUAGGUGGAGUGAAGUUGAAGAAGGCUUGCCACAGUGAUUGGUAUGUUUCAUGGUGCUUGAAGUUUAGUUGAUGAUAUAGUUUAUCAAGAUUCUGUAGAAAUAGACUUGGAUUUCUUUGAGAGACAAUUGAUUCUGUAUAACUUUUAGAAGGAAAAACUACUUUCAAAUAGGCUGUACAUUUUAGCAAAGAGGCCUAGGCAGAAAUCUGGAUACUGCACUUUUGAUCUAA
Messenger RNA from Rosa chinensis, 1470 nucleotides. Its product is annotated as pentatricopeptide repeat-containing protein At1g61870, mitochondrial. The transcript is spliced from 2 exons. NCBI's taxonomy places the organism in Eukaryota, Viridiplantae, Streptophyta, Magnoliopsida, Rosales, Rosaceae. Gene Ontology annotation, molecular function: protein binding. The record is from RefSeq and is a predicted model, not a curated record. Bases 442 to 1278 code for a protein of 278 amino acids.